AUGGGCGACAAAAGUGAGCAAAUCGACGGCGACCCAUAUCUUGGUGUGGCUCAACAAGCUCCCACGGCGCAAGAGUCCACAAAAACCAAACUGCAGCGCCCGCUUUCGCUGUAUGAUGUCGUUGCAGGGAAGGCUGGGCCGAACGGGUUCCUUACCGAGGAAGAAGCACAGUCGCAAAACAUACUCUCACUAGCGCCAGAAGAGGUUCUUCUACGGAAGACGACUAUUCCGGCCGAAUACAUUCUCGACUCAUAUGAUGCAGUGGGAAAGCUGCCGAAUGGUGUCAGACUGCCAGACUCCGAAAUGCUCAAAGCGAUGCACGCCUAUGCGUCCGACUUCUACAACAAUGCGACCCCAGAUGAAGGCGCAUAUGACUUCCGUUCCUUGGAUGAAACAGCGCUCAUUGCCAUGGGCAUUUUGCUGGAAGAAGCCGUAAGAGGGGCAUUGGGAGAGAACGGCGACAUGGUAUUUGUGGAGCCGGAGGGACUGGAUCAAGGACCGGGAGAAAGCAAGAUGACCCGAUAUCAAGUGCAGGGCAAGGUGAAGCCAAAGACCAGACUGGAGGAUGCUUCUGACCAAGAGAGUGUGCAAGACGACGACGAGGAGUUACCAGCGAAACGACGUAGACAUCGAUGA
Capronia coronata CBS 617.96 is the source of this 636-nucleotide messenger RNA. RefSeq lists its product as uncharacterized. Gene Ontology annotation, molecular function: RNA polymerase I cis-regulatory region sequence-specific DNA binding. Bases 1 to 636 code for a protein of 211 amino acids. The record is from RefSeq and is a predicted model, not a curated record. Gene Ontology annotation, cellular component: RNA polymerase I upstream activating factor complex. The transcript has a single exon. Gene Ontology annotation, biological process: nucleolar large rRNA transcription by RNA polymerase I. Lineage: Eukaryota; Fungi; Ascomycota; Eurotiomycetes; Chaetothyriales; Herpotrichiellaceae.